AUGGCUUUUAAUUUCGAGAGUGGACAGUUCAACAGUGAGAGCACACCAACCAAGUUGGGCAACUGGCAAGUCCCACGUUGGGCGCCAACAAGGGCCCGCGCUGUUGAGUACCGCCCCGACCCAAAGCCAAUAUGUGACAUGAACGGGCACUUCCUGCCCGGGGCACCUAGAGGCACCUCCAGGUGUUUUGGGCACUAUACCGGCACUUGGGACCUUCCUAGGAAGAUUACCAGGCAAGUCGCCGCGGAAUUGGCAAAGGAACCCCCAGAUGGUAGAUUUCCGGAUUGGCUGAAUCUCCGCGUACAGAGGCCUAAAGCGGCCGCGGCGGCGAGGAAGGCAGCGCGCCUGCGCGCCGCACAGCGCGGCAAGCCGGCCGUAGUAGAGGAACCCGAGCCAGUAGAUGAACAGUUGUUCAAACCUCGGUUGUGCCCAUUCCACAUGCAUGUUGCAAAAACAUAA
Molecule: messenger RNA, 459 nt
Organism: Pectinophora gossypiella (pink bollworm)
Lineage: Eukaryota; Metazoa; Arthropoda; Insecta; Lepidoptera; Gelechiidae
Product: protein Flattop homolog
Exons: 4
Coding region: 1-459 (152 amino acids)
Biological process (GO): cilium organization
Cellular component (GO): ciliary basal body
Source: RefSeq, a predicted model, not a curated record